This is a messenger RNA of Sporisorium graminicola, 3318 nucleotides long. RefSeq lists its product as uncharacterized. Gene Ontology annotation, molecular function: protein binding. NCBI's taxonomy places the organism in Eukaryota, Fungi, Basidiomycota, Ustilaginomycetes, Ustilaginales, Ustilaginaceae. The transcript has a single exon. The record is from RefSeq and is a predicted model, not a curated record. Bases 1 to 3318 code for a protein of 1105 amino acids.
AUGCUCGCCGGGCCUGGUUUGGCCGCAAAUGCGGGCAGCACAGUACUCUAUCGAAGCUCAAAGGUGCUCGUGAGAGCGCAAGCAGCGCCGUUGGAAGCCUUGCCACCGCCAUUCUUAUGUCCGGUCAUCGAGUCUUCUCUUGCGAAAGCAAGCAGAACGCAAUCGACAGACCGCCCUUCCUCGUCCUCGUCCUCGUCCUCGUCCUCCUUAGUGCAACCCGGGGCGUACAGAAUUAGGAAAAAUGUUCAUCUGACUGCGAGGUUCUUCGCACCAGUGCCACCGCUGCGAGCUGCUCUUGGCUCGCCUUCGACACGAAGAUACUCCUCCCGAGCAGCCACCGCUUCGGCAUUCGAUGUCAACUUCGCCAGCGACGCGAGCUUUCCAACAUCGACUAGCCCAGACGUUUGUCUCGAUUCACAGAACGUCGAACAUCCGCAGCCAACACCGACUCAUCGAGAGCAACCUUCCGGCGCGCCACCCGACUGGCGGCGGAAGUUCCCCAAAACACAUUGGAGAAGAGAGAUCGAUUUCAACCGCUACAGCCCGCCUUUGAGACGGCAGCGGAAUCUUCCCGAAGAUGCACCAGCUCUCUACGAGGAUGAGAUCAAGGCAUCAGCAGCAUGGCUGCCUGACUCCCAGUGGACUCUCAGCGUACCAGAAGACUACCCACUCACACACGAGCUCUUUCUCGUCCUCGACAGCUUGGACGACAUCUCACACAGCCGGUCUGACCCCGAUUGUGCUAGUCUCUUGCUCGAGACGGUGCGGCAGGCAAGGGAGCGGAUAUGGGCGAACCCACAGCAUCCGCUCGGUCGCUCUCAAGACAGGGACGUCGCGCUGUACCUAGCAGGAAAGGUCGCAGAAACGUAUGUCAAACUCGACGCCGAAGCCUCGAUGGACCGCCUCAUACCCUUCCUCGACUAUGUUCAAGGCCAGAUCAGCGCUCUUCCACUCGAAUGCUUUCACGCUCUGGCAGCACGUGCUGGUAUCGCACGUCGCUACGAUGCUGUGCUAAAGAUUUGCCAGGUAGCUCUGUUGCACCACGGCGGCAAGGCUGACGCUGAGCUUCUCCACCUCCGAUUACGCGCUCUCGUCGCACAGUCCAAGGAUGUCGAUCUUUCACGAUACUGGGAUCUGUAUGCCGAAGCGGGCGCCACUGUCCCACGCAAGACGUUUGAUUUGCUGCUGCGAACGCAUGUGCGUCGACAAGACGUGGAGCAGCUCAACGAGGUGCUGGAAGCGAUGCCCAAGCACGGGCAUGAGGUCGACGCCAAGGCUUGGCUAACCAUCCUUCGUGGCUUUCAGGGGUUCAGACCAACUCUGGCAACGAUGCUGCGACGGGACGCCAAGAUUGUGCAGAGUCCCACGCUCAACGUGGUCAACCAGUUGUUACUGCUGCUAUCUAAGGAACUUGACGUGGAUGGUGCCCUGAUGGUGUUGCGCAUCUUCCGCAUCCCUUCAAUCCCACAAAUCGGACCCACAGCCAGUGUGUCUGCUCAGGAGGUCGAAGCCUCGAUCAUCAACGGACCAAGCCCGCAACCCAACGUGCAGACGUACGCCGUCUUGACGCAUAUGUUUGGCCGCCUUGGUCGCGGCAAGGAGGCGCUCGGCUUCUUCCAACUAGCCCUCUCUGCGUCGACCAACCGUGACGGAAGCGUCUGUACCGCUGCAGCUUUGCAGCAAGCUUCCUCGUCCGUGAUGAGGGCGUAUUGCAAUACCGGUCAUCCAGUGCGCGCCAUGUGGUUCGCCACCGCAGUGCUUGGGCUGCCGUUCUUUGGCAGCGCUGAGGGCAAGAGCGCAUCAUCAACUGACUACAAGAUGCAAACAUCGCUUCCGCUCGAGAUGGCCGCCACCACGACACACUACCGCAUCUUGCUCAAGUGUGCUUCUGCGAUUGGCUCACCUGAUGCCGCCCGGCGAAUUGUGGUGCACCUUCUGCAGCACGGCUAUACUAUCGACGAGCAAGUGCUGCGUGGACUUGCGCGUCUGAUCUUUUCUACUAUCGAUCGGGAUGCGCUCGAGUCGAUUCGGGUUAUCCGACGUCUCUUGCCUAGGCAAGGCAAAGACGGGACCAUUUCAAAGCGGAAUCAGCGUCUUGGAUCGCUGUCAGACCUGCUGCAGCAUCUCGGGACAUCCGAUCGAGUCGUCUUGGCUUCGCAACAUGCUACAAGUCUCAUGCGUGACGUGGGCAAAGUCGACAGCAAGCCAAAACCGAAGCCCCGACGGGUCGGCGAUAAGUUCGACAGCCUAGCUUCUUCGUAUACAAAAGACGAAUUGCGAGACUGGCUCAUCCAGGACUCGUCUUCGCUCUUUCGAGGCGUCUCUUCAACGCACGAUGACAACGGCGAUGCGCCGGCUUUGGCGCAAGACCUAAGCCAGCCACUCUCGCCCGAGGCGUAUGCUAUGCGCAUCCGAGUGUACGCCGUGGUGCGCCGCGAUUACGAAUCUGCGCAAAAGGUGUAUCACGCCAUGCUUGCGAAUCACGUCAAGCCCACAAUGAUGCACAUCGCCCCACUCAUCGAGGGUCUCACUGCAGUGGGCAAGCUUGGCGAGGCACAGCAACUCAAGCGGAAUGCCAAGGAAGUGACGGGUCUUGAGCCCACGCUGCGCAUCCACACGGCGCUCAUCCGGGCCUAUGUGCGCGCGGGCGACUCGAAUGCUGCCCGCAAGGAGAUCCAGGAGCUCACACAGAACGGCUACGAGAUCGAUGACACCAUUGCCAACCUGAUUGAAGCCGCGCAGUCCGGGCGGGGCAAUUUCGCGUUAGUCGAUCGACCAAUUAACGAGAGGGACAGCCACAGCGUCGCUACGCGUUUCCAUGCGUUAAUGCGCAUGCGCAGGUACUUGGCCGCACAGGAGAUGCUCCAGUCGGCACUCGAUUCAGGGAUGCGGUCGGAUAAGGUGUUGCAUGAUUUGGUCCGACGGUCCGUGUCAUAUGUGGACAACCAGCAUGCCAAGGCGCUCGGUCGCGGCUCGGCUGCACAGGUGCAGAUAGACAGCGCAGCCGCAUCCGACCCACCGGCUUUCGCGCAACGGCCGGCCUCGGGAAUAGGCACCGCAAAGCAGACCCAGCGGCCACAGAAGCAGCACAAUAGAGUUGCCUCAGAAGUGGACGGAACGCCUUCGUCGCACGUCUUUGAGCUGGCCCAAGCCGUACGUUUGGCUCGAGCCAAUCGCGAGCGUAUCACAAGAGCGAUGCAAAAGACUUCGGAGGUGAAACGCAAGCAGAUGAAGGAGCAUCGCAAAAAAGUGAUCUCGCUCAUCUUGGAUUUUGCGGACGGCAAGCUGCAUGAUCAAGCACGCAAAAGCAAGAAUUAG